CUGUACGGAAGCACCACCUCACUCUUCCCGCCUUUUCCCCGUUCCCCAUUCCCAUCUGCCACAAUUCCCCACUUCACCUCGAGCUCCUCGCCAUACCCUAGCCUUCUAGAAGCUUCCAUCCCAUUCAGAGCCCAGGAUGCAGAAGACCUACGUCUCCAUGGUCACACCCCGGCAGCGGGUGCGGUUCGGGAACCGCACGCUCUCCAAGGAUGAAUGGUCGGCCGUGCAGACCCUCAACGACGCCACCAUCGGCGACAUCCGCUCCAUAAAGAAACUCCUAAGGCAGCUGAGGAAGUCGGGGAAAGGCUUGGAGGAGACGCUGGCGGGGAUCAAGCACCUCGGCGGCCGUAGCCCGCUCCACAAUGCGGCGUGGGGCGGCAGGCUGGAGACGUGCAGGUUCCUGGUCGAGGAGCUCUGCCUCAACGUCAACGCGCAUGACGACGAUGGUGUGACGCCUCUAUCAUAUGCAAUAUUUGGUUGUGGAUCUGCAUCAGUUGUAAGGUAUCUUCUUGAUCGUGGUGCUAAACCAAACAAAACAAACACAGAUGGGUUUACCGCACUGCAUUUUGCUACAAUGGCAGGCCCACAAGAAAACUCAGAGGCAGCCAGGUUAUGGGCAGCUAACACCCGAGAUACCUGUGAAAUAGCAGAGUUAUUAUUGUCCAGGGGAGCUUAUGUUGACCCUAUAUGCGAAGAAGGAACACCAUUACUCAUUGCUGCUCGAAACGGAAAUGUGAGAAUGUUGGAAUUGUUGUUGAGGCAUCAGGCAAAUCCUAACACAGUUGUGCAUUUAGUCUAUACACCACUUUCAUAUGCUAUCUCCGCUUCUUCAGUGAAAUGCAUGGAACUACUUAUUAAGGCUGGUGCUGAUGUCAAUGCUGGUAGGCCUGUAACAACGCCAUUAAUAGUAGCUGCGUCCUAUGGCUUCGCUAGCUGCAUCAAGUGUUUGUUGGAAGCUGGCGCUGAUACAAAUAUUCCUGAUGAAUUUGGCAGAACAGCAGCAGAGAUUGCUUCAAUCAAAGGAUGCAUGGACUGCGUUGAGAUUCUUUCCCCUGUCACAUACCCUGUAGCUAUAUCUGCAGGCACCGAUGAUUCUCUCCUCAAUGCAAAUGAUGGAUGUGCCUUGAAAAAGCGAGGGGCUGCUGCAUUUGAGGAAAAUGAUUAUGCUGAUGCGUUGGCUCUCUAUACCAAGGCAAUGGAGAUUGACCCUGAUGAUUCAACCUUGUAUGCAAAGAGAAGCCUUUGCUGGCUGCAUAUGAGUGAAGAAGACAAGGCUUUGGAUGAUGCCUAUACCUACAGAACUAUGAAGAUGGAUCUAUCAAAUUCCUGCUAUGAGCAAACAGCAGCUCUGAUACUAGUGAAGGAGUAUGCCCGAGCAUGUAGAGCACUCGUAUCGGCAUUAAAAUUGGACUUGAGAAGCGACGAUCUGGAUUGAAAUUGGACUUCAGUAGAGAAUUACGUGGUGACGCGGCUGGUGUAGGAACUUGGUACUGUUGCAUCUACUGAGAUUUUGGGUGGCUAGGCUGUCGUCUUCGGACCUGCAUUUUCUUUCAUUGGAGCUUGCCCAUGUUCCACGAAGGAAGAAACCAGAGCGGCCUGAGAUGUAGUAGUAAUAUCUAACGUAGAUAAGUACUCCCUCCGGUCUGAAAAAAUUGACGCCGAGGAAAGGUAACAGCAGCCUAUUGGUAGGCACACUCACGCGUCGAUUAAAGUGGACCGGAGGUAGUAGCUGAAGAUGUAUAUCUAUCGCCUAACAUAGAUAAGUAGCUGGAGACGUACUGCUGGAUUAUGACUUUUGUCUGGUUUAUUGAUGCUCCAGACAGUUUUGUUUAUAAAGAAGUUAGACGGAAAGGAAAAUCGAGACUGGGUCUCUCCUUUCACGAAGCCCCACAUUACAGGCUAUAUGAGCAUCUCCAACAAUUGCCGUAUGGGUAUCCUGGUUUCGAAUUCAUUUCUCCGGCUCGUGAUGAUACCUGAGGGUCAUCAGAGCGCUCUUUUUUCU
This is a messenger RNA of Lolium perenne, 2002 nucleotides long. RefSeq lists its product as uncharacterized. The record is from RefSeq and is a predicted model, not a curated record. Gene Ontology annotation, molecular function: protein binding. Lineage: Eukaryota; Viridiplantae; Streptophyta; Magnoliopsida; Poales; Poaceae.